Amoebophrya sp. A25 is the source of this 6035-nucleotide messenger RNA. NCBI's taxonomy places the organism in Eukaryota, Dinophyceae, Syndiniales, Amoebophryaceae. The record is from the annotation of a GenBank genome assembly.
ACCAAGGGGUUUGCCGAUUGGCUUGAACCCACGCAAAGAUCCGGAUAAUCCUGAUAAAUACCGUAUCUUCCCACCACAAGCUGUGUACAAAAUGUUGAUGGAGAGGAAGAAGCUGCCUAAUGAUAAGGACCAUUACCUGCGCGUGGCGAAAAGACGCAUGCAACAGAUCUUGGAUGAUUAUCAGAAGCGUGAGGCAGAACGGGCAACGGAAUUUGGCACUUUAGUUGACAGGAUGACGCAGCUCUGGCUACGACGGUCUUUGCUGACGCAUACCUGCAGACGUCAAGUGAUGAAGUUCAAAUAUGCCUGCACGAGGCGAAAAGCGAAUGCACGAAGAUUCGAAAGUAAGCAAAUUGUGAUCAAGGCAGCGGAAGCGCCAUCCACUGCAAAACAAGGAGCAGCUGCUGGUGCGCAUAAGCUGGGUGCGAAGAAAUCCUUAUGGGGUAGACGUCUCGGUGCUGAUGGAGUUCUCCGAAAACCAGGUGGUUUCGCUGGUCGUGGGGCUUCUGGAGGAGCGAUGUCCAACUGGCUAGGUGGUGCAGGGAAGGCUUUGGAUGACGAAGCAUCUGACGGUGCGGUCAGUGAGCAGGCUACGACGGAAGUAGACAGGUUGAAAUAUUUCGAUGCAUCGACUUUUUCGGCCAUAGUUUCUCCUCGAUACAAGGAUACAGCGACAGUGAAAUUACUGAGGCCAGCGUUGUUUGGCAAUGCUAAAGGAAUGCCGAAGUCUAAGCGGAGAAUCGAGGUACAACCCACAACUUUGCAUCUGACGCCAUCGAGUAUCUUCAACCGCGAUUUCUCAUUGAAGAGUGUCUACUACGGCGGCGACGGCUUGCGCAAUGACACGACACACAAGAAGAACGCUUUUCUAGCUGGGAAACAUUACUCGAUCGGCAUUCGAGAAGACUGGGAUACGAUCUUUGAAUGUUUCUAUCCUGCUUUGCCUGGCCAAGGAAGGCUGAAGAUGAAUCAAAAACCGAAGACAUUGAGAACUGAAGAUCUAGACAACCACAACGAAAAAUGGAGUCAAACGUUCCGUAUGCUUCUCAAAGCCAUGGGCUUGUCUAAAUUUGGUGACACAUCGUCCAAUCAUCGUGCCAGUAAGGAAUUCGCCUCAUUCCGAGUGGACGCUGCCAGACGAACUUUAUCCAGACUCACUCGCAGAGACCCUAGCUAUUUCGGACCAAAAUGGAGCAAAGACUCCUUCCGCGAUGCAAUGACCGGUCUGCAGAACCUCGAAACCACUGCUAUGCAGGAACAGACGCAACUAAGCCCCUUUUGGGUCAAAAGAGGACAUCAUAGGGAGAUGGGCAUCUACACCAAGAAUCAACUAUUGACCAUCUUGGAAGACAAUCUAGGCUACUAUGGAGCAUGCACAGAUGCGUUCUAUGCAGAUUUUCACGAGCCGGAUGACACAAGAGGACCGAAUGCUGUACUAAUUCUACUCGUCAAGAUCAUCUUGUUCUUCUCUUCAUUUGCUACGUGAUUUGUAGUGUCUCCUGUGUCUUGGUCUUCUAGUAGAGGUAGACGGAGCACGAGCAAUUACGUUCUCCUUCUCCGCCUGCUUCCACCAUUUCAAUUAAGUCUAUGCAACAAGAUCGUUUCUUGAAUUCUAAGGCUCUCGAGAUUGUUAUGGUUUCGUCCCUUCCUUGUCUUACUCCUCAGUUCCACGAAUUCAUGAAAAAGCAACAUAUUAGCGACCAUAAUAAUAUUUAUCUUCUAGUACUUUCUCACAUGAGGACCACUUCUUCUACAGGUCGAUUCCGAACUCGCCGAGUUGAAAUCUAUGGGCUUGGAGGAUGAAGAAAGCGCGCAGCCGCGCUACUGCACUCUGGACUUCUUCCUCCAGAGGUUUCAAGCUCUUCGUGCAAACCAUGGCUUCUCAAACACGGAGGUUGAUGGCGUAGCAAAUUGGUUCUUGAACCACCCGUUUUCGUUCUCCUCGGUGAAGCAGUUGCUUCUGCGUUGGGGCAUACCUUGCGACUUCAAGACCGUCUAUCGCGCAGUGAGGGAGGUAGUGCCGGGAGUAACGCGUUACAACGACUACACCGAAAAAUGGAAACUCCCCGAACAUGAAGGGCAGGUGCUUUGCAGAGUCUGCCUUCCGCAGAUCCUGUACGUUCUCCAAGCAGCUAUGCUGGUGUUUGAAAAAAAACUCAGAGAGCACUGGGCAGCAGAAGUCGACGCCGAUAUCACCAAAUCUGUGAGCGAUAUCAGUUGGAAACCAAGCUACUCGGCAGACGGCACUCCUAAACUGCAUUACCCGCUGGAUUCGCACAAGACUUCGCACUUCAUUUCGCAGUUGACCCAUUUUCACGCUUACUCGGCUCUCGGCGUGAACGCACCCGCUUUGCACGAAUACAGCAAGUUCAAGGCUUUUGUCCGCCAAGUGAUCCAAAACCGGGGAUUUUCCACUGAGUUCAUCAUGGUUGUCAAGAACAGCUUUUUGCGUUUGUCGAGAAACAAACCAGACAAUCCUUUGGAACAGAACGAUCCCUGGUACCAAUACGCCAACAAGCGAGUCCUCGACCCCAUUCGUCACGACUGGUCCGACAGAUGGAGCACUUUACAUGGCCUGAGGACAGUGUUUGGAGUCACUGAGAAAACCUGCUGUCUGGACAUUCCUAGAGACCAAUCCUUAUUGGAGAGGUACUAUGGCUACGGCGUUGACGGAGGUGCAGGUUCGAACCCAGGGACUGGUGGACAAACUCCUAAUGGGGGAAGCUUAAAUGGAGGAAGCGUAUCUGUCCAUGAUGCAAAGGGCCACGCUGGCGGGUCUGGAUCACCCACUUUUGGUAGAACCAAUUCUGGAAACGAGGAGCAAACCAAGGCAAACGACGAAGAGGAGGAUAGCUACCUCAGCAUGGCAUUGGCACAGCACAAAGCGAACAAGGAGAGACGUGCAGCAAAAGCACGUGCUGGCAGUGCGGAAAUAGCCAAUAACAUUCGUAGGGGUAGUGCUCCUGCUUCUCCGAGUGCAGCCUAUGCUCCUGUUGCUGAAGAGUCCACAACUGGUAAUGCCGCCACAGGAGAUCACGUUGAACUUGAAUCGCCUGAACACGAAACAACGUUGGAGGCCAUCAAAGAGGGCGCUCAUGAAGAUGCUACGCCCUCCUCCGCUAAUGAGAAUGAAGAGGACAACGCAACUGCUAGUAAGACGGUCAGCGUAGGAGGACGAGGAGCUUCUAAAACAAGCACGAGUAGAAAUGUUUCUGCUGCCACUCGUUCAGAACGGAAAGCAGAGAUGUUCUUGUCUCAGUCUGGAGGCAGUAUGGAAGAUUUGAUGCAGGUGAUGUCCUCCGUGACUAUGAACGGAGGAGCUGGCAUGUCGUCGCAAGCAGUAAAUACGUCUUUUCUGCGUGCUAUACGGUUGAAAUUGGCGGAAGAGUACUUGCCUUGUGCUACGGAUGAUCUGCGUGAUAAGGUGGAGGCGUUGAAAAAAGCGGAAAAGCAGUUUGCAGAGCAACAAGCAGUAGCACAGACGGCAGAAGGAUUGAUAGCUGAUGCAUCGGAAUCACCAAAUGCGGCAACAGGAACGGGACGAAAGAAUGGCGGAAGCGUGAGCCUCGGUUUUCUUGGUAGAGGAGAAAUUAGUGGAGAGCAGGCUUCAGUGACUCCGGUUCUUGCGGCGACUCCUGUCUCUACUUCAAACCUAGGGGAUGGUGCCACCUCCUCUGGUACUGCUGGUGCAGCAGAAGAACAGACCCGCCCUGGCUCGGCUCUCUCUGGGAACAACAGAACUAUGAUGUAUGGCUCUGUUCCAUCCGGCGUCCCUGAGGUCUAUGUCCGAGGAGGAGAACCUCCGCCUCUCCACAUCAGGCCCCGUCAGUUCUACCUGCUGCUACAGCAGAUCGGCUUCAAUGGUCCAACUGUUCAAGAUCUCGCGUUUUUGCACCAAUUGGACGCUGAAAAUGUGGUGGUCGAUCUCUACCAGUGUUUGGUGUGGUUGCAACUUCUGUUGAACAAAGAACGGCAGUUCAUCAGUCAACUGUUUGUGAUGUACGCGUUUAUGGAUCCAAAGCCGAGACCUAAGAAUCCGACCACCGGACCAAGGCGGUUCAAAGAAAAUGCACCGACGGUGGCGCCGCAUGGUACUAUUAAUAGUUGUAGAUCUUUUACCAGCUCCAGCAGCUUAGUACAUGAUUGAUGAAUCGAAUCGUGUUGUAUUGCCUCUUCAACAUACUGCACUGCCCACGACUACCUAUGUCUAACUGAUGUAUCAUCAUGUUUGGUGGGCAAUAGACCCUACGACGUAAGUUGUUCUCCACUUGAAGUGCAACUUAUGUUAACUUUUGGCGGGCAAUAGGCCCUACGACGUAAGUUGUUCUCGCUCCACUUGAAGUAAAACUACAUCUACUUGAAGUAGAACGACAUCUUGAAGUAGAACGACAACAUCUUGAAGUAGAACGACAUCUUGAAGUGGAACUACAUUUUGAAGUAGAACGACAUCUUGAAGUAGAACUUAUCAUGUUGGAUGUGCUAGAUUUGUUCCAAAAAGAUGUGACCAAAAACUCCUAACAACUGCCGCCCCAAAUUUCUCUCAGGUUACCUCCUCUGCCGCCUCGACACUUGCGGGGAGUUCGUCAAAGCCAGAGAAGACAGCCACAGCAUGGACGUAAUGCACGGUGUCCGAGACGAUCCGACCACGAGAAUCGACAUGGACGUACUGAACCAGCUAAUGUUGUCUCUCGGUCUCUUUCCGCGGAAAGUUUGUGAAGGUUUGGAAGGGCAGCAUAGUCUAGAACUGUUGAAUGCCAGUUUAGAGUCGGUCAUUGAGGCUAAGCACAAAGCGGAAGGAGGUGCUGGAAACGCGCCUGCAGAGGACGUACUCGAGUAUGAUGUGAACAAAUACCACGUUUUCAGUUUUCGCCAGUGCCUGAAACUGCUGAACAAGUUCCGAGUGGCAGCGGCCAUUGAGCGAGAACGCGACAUCUUGCAGGGAAGAAGGCAGAAAGCCAUGUCAAGGUUGCGUGGCGCCAAAGUCUUAGCCAGCUUAAUGGGCGGUGGAGCUGCUCAAGAGGGAGGAGGUGGGAAUAAGCCUUCUGGAGGUGGUCCUGGGGGACUACUGGGUGUGUUGAAAGCUGCAGCAAGUUCUAAUAAAGAUACAACUUCUUCAUCUAAUAAAAAUGUCGUCGUUGUCGGAUCCUCGAAGAGUCUGUUGGGAGUGUUUAAAGCAGCUCAUAAAGCCACCAGAGACGAGAAAAAGGAACAAGAUCGCGAAGCUUCUGUCGAAGGUGGAUCGCCUGCAGCGGAGAAUGAAUAAGGAUGAUAAGAUCUGGCUCUUUUGCGGGAAACAGCAAGAGGAACGGCUGAAAAAAAUAGGACGUACUUCUACAGCUUGAAAUGUGGUCACGAAAUACACAAGACUACUCAGAAUUCAUACACGUUAAAUCGUAUCAAGGACGAGGCAAAAAGAGAAAACAUAAACACAUUACCUAGAACAUUAUUCUUGUAACCAUUACUUUGGAAAAUUCAACAGGGGAGAGUAUUCUGAUUUUCAGUUUAUUCAACACUUACAGUUACACUUUAUACUCGUAUCUAUUGAGAUUUUAGCUACUAUUAAAAUGUGAAAGUCCGUGACCGUAAUCUCGAAGUAUUCUUUCAGCGACACCGAAGAAUCAGCAUUCUAAGAUAGCAAUAAUUCCUUUCAAUAUCAAGAUCAACAAGCAUAUUCGUAUUCCACUUUGACUUUGCCUUAUUCGAAUCGAAACAAAGCCAAAGCUGCAAGCACGCAAUCUCCGCCUAGCUGCAUUUAAUACUUUCUUAACAUAUCAAACUGAAUUCGGGAACUACAAACUCAAAAAAAAACCUACUUCUUUGAAUCUUGUACUUAUUUUUUGGGAACAACAGUGCCAGUGGUUGAUGCUGUCCUGCUCCUGUAGAGGAGCCUGUACCUAUUACUUAACUUACUUGAUGGGGGUAAAUCUGGUGAAUCUUCAUUUACUUACCGAGAUUUUCAUCAGACCUUGUUGUAAGUAACAUUUGGGAAACAGUGAAAUUCUACUUUCGGGAACAAAAAGAGAAAAAAGUCAGAC